AUGUCAGGCCAACAAGGUUCCAAACUUCCCAUGAUCGUGGAUGUUUCUAUCGACGAACAAGGGAAGCAGGUGUACCAAGUUCACAGCACGAAAAAGCGUGUAAGGGAUGACAUGCCCGUCUCCAACUUUAAGUCGUCGAAGGUGAAAACGGAAUCGAGUGUUCCAUUAGCAGCCUCCGAGUCCGGUUCGUCGUCUUCGUCCGCGUCGAACGUGAAAGAAGAAGAACAAGAUCUCAAGAUCCCUGGGUCUGUUGAGGAUACCGACGUCAACCCAAUCUGGCCUGCUGAUGUAGAGUUGGCCUUUAGAGAAGCUCUGACUAUUAUCCCCAAGAAAGGACUGAACAAGAUCAAAAUUAGUGGCAAGUGUAGCGGACGGAACGAACUGAUUUCAGACUAUAUUUUUUCAAAGACAGGUCAAGUGCGUACAAGGAAACAAGUCUCGUCUCACAUCCAGGUGGUUAAAAAUAUGAACAAGGACCAUGAACUAAUCAAGCUCAUAUUGGAGGGCCCAGAGGAUUCCAAUCUGGUUGAACCUUUUGAUUCCGUGUUUACCAAGAUCGUCCUCGCCAAAACUACUGGUGGUAAAGAAAACAAUUCGCCAGAAAACUUAUCCGACAGUGAGAAUGACAACAUCAACAUUACUCCACCUGCGACUGCUUUAAGGACGCGUGCAUCAGUACCUCAUCUGCAACUGAAUGAUGCCACCAUGUCAGGCCACCAAGAUACUCCGGUUAGAGCAACUUCCGCAAGAUUACCUACUCCUAGCUCCGAUAACCGUGAUAGUGUCUCGUUGGAUCGACCUUUGUAUGUCCAAGCAGAGAUUCAAAACUUUCAGUUCUGUUUGGAGAAUGCCGUAAUGGGUAUGAGGUUUUAUCUGUCGAAUCUACAAGAGCCAGGCUUCAUGUAUCCUCCUUUGCGUCUGAAAGAAAAUGCGAAUAUCAAGUCUAGAUUUCCCUAUUUGGACUCCUUUGUGUCUACCUUGAACACGAGAGGUGUGCCAAUACUCCACGGCAUGACUAAAAUUGGUAACAUCAAUUAUGAACAGAUUUCCUCGAUGGACGCUUUUCGAUCCAAUAGCUAUAUUACUCUGCAACUUGAUAACCUGUCCGUUGAAAAUGCCAGCUGGUCUGUUGUGACGGCAGUUUACUCGUUUGGCAAAGAGAAGGCUCUAUUUGUCGACCCAGUUGAGGUGAAAUCUGACCCAAGUUUUGGGGAAACAAGAAUGUACACCUUGAAAGUUGAUUUUGCCAACAGGUUUUGGAAUGCGUAUACAAAGGGAAUUUGGGAUCUCUACCUUAAUCCAAAUAUCGAUAAUGCAGUUAUUGCACGAAAAGAGAAAUAUUCCAUCAAGGGUACCACUAUCAAGCAAGUCCUAGUCUCCGGGAAUCUUUCACCACGUUCCAUUACAAGAUUUGAAGACAUCAAUUCCUCUCUUGUGAGAUGUAUUCUACUAUGGGAGUUCUAUAAAGUGGAACAUCCUGAACCUAACACAACAACUAUAAGAAGACUGCAUCUCACUAACGACGAUGCGAUGUAUGUCAUGAACCAACCGCCGUUCGAGCUGACUCCUCAGUCUAGUUCCAAAAUAAGCAGUGAAGCAGGACUAGAACUCCCCUUCCAAAAUUUACAGAGAGCCCCAUCCGUUCCAUAUCUAGACGAUUCCGCACACCAGAUGCCGGUACAACAAAUACCCUUAACUUCAGGAGUAGGUGUACCGUUGGCUGGACCAGCUCCAUUCUUGGACGACAUGCUCAUGGGAAACGAAGAAAGCGCCCAUGUGAAUCAAUUCCAAGGUGAAGCCAUUGACGGCGAUCCUAAAGUGAUCAUGUCUACAAGUAAUAUACCUUUAAACUAA
Komagataella phaffii GS115 is the source of this 1854-nucleotide messenger RNA. RefSeq names its product Transcription factor required for full Ty1 epxression, Ty1-mediated gene activation, and haploid inv. The record is from RefSeq and is a predicted model, not a curated record. Lineage: Eukaryota; Fungi; Ascomycota; Pichiomycetes; Pichiales; Pichiaceae. Gene Ontology annotation, cellular component: transcription regulator complex. Gene Ontology annotation, molecular function: DNA-binding transcription factor activity, RNA polymerase II-specific; RNA polymerase II cis-regulatory region sequence-specific DNA binding. The transcript has a single exon. The coding region runs from base 1 to 1854 and encodes 617 amino acids. Gene Ontology annotation, biological process: regulation of transcription by RNA polymerase II.